Dama dama (fallow deer) is the source of this 3488-nucleotide messenger RNA. RefSeq names its product cyclin dependent kinase like 1 (gene CDKL1). Bases 221 to 1279 code for a protein of 352 amino acids. The transcript is spliced from 10 exons. The record is from RefSeq and is a predicted model, not a curated record. Gene Ontology annotation, molecular function: cyclin-dependent protein serine/threonine kinase activity; ATP binding. Gene Ontology annotation, cellular component: nucleus. Gene Ontology annotation, biological process: protein phosphorylation. NCBI's taxonomy places the organism in Eukaryota, Metazoa, Chordata, Mammalia, Artiodactyla, Cervidae.
ACCAGCGCGGGCGGAGGCCGGUUCCCAUAGGGAUCGCUGGCCGACCGGCUGCGACAGAGCGGGGCCAGAGUCGGCGAGGCUGGAGCGAGGCCGGCGAGGCAGCCGCGGCGCCGUCCUUGACAAAGACCCAUCGUUGACUGGGGCUGUUCAUGCCAAUAUUUACUAAGCGACAUUUUCAAAUUAUGUGAAGAUCCAUUUUAAGAAGAUUUAUUCAUCAGUGAUGGAGAAGUAUGAAAAAAUUGGGAAAAUUGGUGAAGGAUCCUAUGGAGUUGUUUUCAAAUGCCGAAACAGGGACACAGGUCAGAUUGUGGCCAUCAAGAGGUUUCUGGAAUCAGAAGAUGACCCUGUCAUAAAGAAAAUCGCCCUUCGAGAAAUCCGCAUGCUCAAGCAACUCAAGCAUCCCAACCUUGUCAACCUUAUUGAAGUCUUCAGGAGGAAGCGGAGGCUUCACCUGGUGUUUGAGUACUGUGACCACACGGUGCUCCAUGAGCUGGACAGACACCAAAGAGGGGUACCAGAACAUCUCGUGAAGAGCAUAACUUGGCAGAUACUGCAAGCUGUAAAUUUUUGCCAUAAACACAGUUGCAUACACAGGGAUGUGAAGCCGGAAAACAUUCUCGUCACGAAACAGUCUGUGAUUAAGCUUUGUGACUUUGGAUUCGCUCGACUUUUGACUGGACCUAGCGACUACUACACAGACUACGUGGCCACCCGCUGGUACCGCUCCCCAGAGCUGUUGGUGGGGGACACGCAAUACGGCCCCCCAGUGGAUGUUUGGGCGAUUGGCUGUGUCUUUGCUGAGCUGCUGUCAGGGGUUCCUCUGUGGCCAGGAAAAUCAGAUGUGGAUCAGCUCUAUCUGAUUAGGAAAACCUUGGGAGACCUCAUUCCUAGGCACCAACACGUAUUUAGCACAAAUCAGUACUUCAGUGGGGUAAAAAUUCCAGACCCUGACGAUAUGGAACCGCUUGAAUUAAAAUUUCCAAACAUCUCUUAUCCUGCCCUGGGCCUCUUAAAGGGCUGUCUCCACAUGAAUCCUGCCGAGAGACUGACGUGUGAGCAGCUGUUGCAGCAUUCGUAUUUUGACAGUAUCAGAGGAACGGGGGAUUCGGCAAAAGAGCAGGAGAAACCAACAAAGAAGACCCUACGACAGAGCCGAACGCACUUGCCGGGGUUGCAGUGCCUACCUCAGCUGACCAGCAGCAGCAUCCUUCCAGCUCUGGAUAACAAGAAAUAUUGCUAUAACACCAAGAAACUUAACUACCACUUUCCAAACAUUUAAACAGCUUGGAGAUUGAUGAUAAAAAAAAAAAGAGUCGGUCAUCAAUUUGAAUAAAACACACAUGGUUGAAAACAAUCACAACGUUGGAAAAAGCCUCAGGAGAAAACUUAAGUAGCUAAGUGGGGGAAGCCACAUGGCAAGAUGUGAAGGAAAAUUCCAGAGGCAGUCUUCCAUGCAAAUAAUGCUGUCCACAACAGAAAGGAACAACUUCUUUGGAUUUUCACUUGUAUUUUUAUUGUAUCUAAGUAGCUGAGCUGAUGGGCAGAAUAUAAACUGUAUAUACUGUACUCGCCCAUACCUCUGGCAAAAUAGAGAUGCAAGAAAAAAAAAAAAGAUUUAUGCUAUAAUCGUACCAGAUAGAACAAGUGAAAAUGGAUUACAGAAUGCCCACAUAUUUUUUUUGGAUCUCUGUUGCUUUGAGUCCUGUCUCCUGCCUCUUGAGAUUUUCUCAUCAUAUUUAAGGAGGGUUUUAGUUCUUAAAAGCAAAAUGUUUAAAAUUCCAUUUCCUGCUUGUUCUAGUUCUUGAUUUUUAUAUAUGGAAACUUCUUGAAUAUUUGAGUCAUUCAAAAUAUUUAAAAUCAUAUGGAUUAUCAUAAAAGGACUGUAAUUUAUCUGCCUAUAUAUUUAGUGAUGUGUUUAUAGACACUUCUUACAUAUACUUUGGUCUUUACCUUUGGAAAAUGAUGCAUCUUAGUCAUUUUUGCAGGCAAGAUGGGUUGACUAUAAUCUGUCUACAUUUGUUCACCCAGUUACCCUUGCAAACAAUGGCAUGAAGCUUGGCCGUUGACCAAGGGGUAGAACAAGAUCUACAGGCUUUGCAAGAACUGAUCCUGCCAGCCUGAAAGUAAUUAAUACUCCAUUCUCUCCAGUUCAGCCUCAGACCUGGAGACAGAGCAACAGGCAGGAUUAUAUACCGUGAUCUGGGUUUUGGAAGAAACUGCUUAUAAAUUUUCACUUGGGUCAUAAGAGAUAUUAUGUUUUAAGUUGAUAUUUUCCCUGAAAUAUCUUUUUACACUCUAUGUAUAUGUUGUAUAUAUAUGUAUACUGCACACGCCUAUAUGUGUGUAUAUAUACUAACCUAGUAACUAAACGCUAACAAUAAUAGGCCAAAGUGAUAUUAUUGAGAAUUGCUAGCUUUGUACAGUGAUACUUAAAAUGAUGACAUAUAAUUAGCUUUGAUUUGGCCUAUUGUUUCUAUUCAAAAAGCUUUUUCAUCUUUGUCCCCUGGACAUAAGGGCAAUAUGAAGCUGAUGUCUGUUUCUUAUUGUUCAACCCCAUUUUUGAUCGAUGUGCUGCUAUUUCGUAGCAGUUCUCGGCCAUGGUUUUUGAAGAUGUACUUUACUGUUUACUGUAUCUUCAAAACAUUUCUUCUGCACUUCAGUUUACUGCUAUAUUAAUUUUCUUCAUGACAGCAUUUGACUGUUUUCACUUACUGCACAGUGAUUCUGGCAUCUGUUCAAUAAUUUUGACUACCCCAGCCAGUUUAAUGAUAGCUUGAGGCUUCCUGAUGUAUCUAGUAGCUUCUUGCAUAGAGCUGACAGUGGGCUAAAUAACCAGUCACAAUAUAAUCUAAUUCUUGUUACACAGACUUUGAUUCAAAUGACAAAGAAGGACAUCCAACUUCUGCAAUAGUGUAAAUUUUAUAUUUUCUUUUUUCCUUACCCCUAACAAUGCACUUGACGAGGCAGAUGACUGUAACUGCCUAAUUUAUCCAGUAUUUUUAAAGAAUUCCAUUCAGAAUAGAAAAGUAUCUCCAGACUAACUUGUGGUCAAUCAGUUGCUUCAUCACAUAGUAAUCAAACAAACCUGAGAUAGAAGUGGUCAUGUUUUUCUGACUUCUAUAAAAUGUAUGCUUAUACUUAACCAUAUCCGUGAUCCUUUCUUCAUCACGGAAUCACCACUGUUUCACAUGAGACAAACAUUUUCUGAUUUUUUAAAUGACAGUGGCAAUUAUAUUAGUAAACAGCAUAUCAUUUAUAGCACAUGCUAUUUACAUAAUCCAGUUUCUAAACACAACUAAAAUUCAUUUUUUUACUAUAAGGGUGCAUCACAGAAAGUGUUUCUUUUAAAACUAUCUCCAGUCAAGGUUAUAUCCAACAGAAUAAUGUUCAAACAUACAGACAUCCACAAACAAGUUGGCAUAUAACUAACAAUAAUAGAAUCAGGGCCAUUUCAAACAGGUAAAAAUAAAGAUCUGAUUUUAUCUAUU